AUAUUGCUUCUAGUCUUCUAAGUGGUCUUCCAUUAGAAUUUAACCAAGACUCUGGUUUAGGUGUCUAGAGUUCUCUAGGUAAAGAAGAAGACAAGAGAAGAGAAGCCAUGGAAAGCCAAGAGCAGCAAAACAAGUCCAGAGUUGUGAAGGUGGGUUCUGUGGAGUCUUGGGACUUCUAUGUAAACCAAGCUAAGAAUCAAGGCUUGCCUAUUGUUGCCCACUUUACGGCGUCAUGGUGUAUGCCAUCAGUGGCCAUGAAUCCAUAUUUCGAAGAAAUGGCCUCAGAGUUCCCGGAUGCUCUGUUUCUCACUGUUGAUGUUGAUGAUGUCAAGGAGGUAGCAUCUAAAAUGGAGGUGAAAGCCAUGCCUACGUUUGUGCUUAUGAAGGAUGGUUCUCAAGUUGACAAGAUUGUGGGUGCCAAUCCAGAAGAGAUAAGGAAAAGGAUUGAAGGUCUGGUCCAGUCCACUCGUGUAUAUGUGGCAUAGCAAGGAAGCAUGGGAUGAUCCCGUUGACUGUCCAAAAUAUGGUAAUAAUAUGUUUGAGGUGGUCUUGCUUUAAGAACAGAUGUUGACUUGGUUAUUGUGGCUUGUAAUUGUGUGAUUCGACUCCCAAAUAAUGUAAAUAAUUACUUUACCUUUGUGUGUACUGUAUACUCUGGCCAAGUUCAUCAAAUCUGAAAAUGUAUAAAUAUCUUCGUAGCUUGAA
Tripterygium wilfordii is the source of this 705-nucleotide messenger RNA. Its product is annotated as thioredoxin-like protein CXXS1. Lineage: Eukaryota; Viridiplantae; Streptophyta; Magnoliopsida; Celastrales; Celastraceae. The record is from RefSeq and is a predicted model, not a curated record. The coding region runs from base 108 to 485 and encodes 125 amino acids. Gene Ontology annotation, molecular function: protein-disulfide reductase activity. The transcript is spliced from 3 exons.